Molecule: messenger RNA, 1158 nt
Organism: Penicillium diatomitis
Lineage: Eukaryota; Fungi; Ascomycota; Eurotiomycetes; Eurotiales; Aspergillaceae
Exons: 1
Coding region: 1-1158 (385 amino acids)
Source: RefSeq, a predicted model, not a curated record
AUGGGACUGAACAAACCAAACCAGUUAAGCAUCACACGGCGACUGAGACACCAGAGUCAGUCGCAGAGGUUCCCACUUGUGAACAAAUGGACCAUCGACUUCUCAAGCGAGCGGACGCUUGCUGAUCAAGCGUCGCCUGACAAUCUUCCUGCCUCAAAACGUCUGCCUCAAUCGCCAUUGAUCACACACCCUCAGCCCGGCCCCGUCAAGAUUCGCAAGAAUCGACCAACACGAAAUGAUACGUCUGAGCUUGAAAAGAACCCAUGGGCCGUUGCGCUUGCCUCGCCUGUGCGCAUGUGCUCCGUCACAGGUGCGCGUAUACCGCGUGAUUUACUCGGUGAAUGGGGCCUUGUACGAAAGCCCGAUACCGAGAAUCAUUAUCUACUUCCAGUUGGUCUCAUGAAAGAUGCGCUUAAACCCCGAUCAAAAGCCGAGGCGAACGGUCCGGAAGAAGUCCGGGCAGAUCUACCCUCUACGGAUGAAGCUACUCAAGAGUCGACGAUAGUAAAUGCCGUUCGUCAGGAGAAGCCAGGCCAGCAGCUCCUUCUUCGAAUGAUAAACUCUCAGCCUCUUCUUCAAGCAUUGUCCAAGCCUUUGUCUCGAAAUAGCGGAAAGCGUCCUGCUAUUGCCAAAAUACUUCCCUUUAGAUGGAAACAUCCACUGGGGCCUAUCACGUCUCGUGUGGAAAAGCAGCUCCUGUGGAGGCCAGAUAUGGCGGACUACGUGUUACGGCAGCGACAGCAAGCCGUUAUCAACAGCCUUGACAAGGUCCAACGGAGACAUCCUCGUUUAGAUCUGCCAGAGGGAGCUUGGAAAGUACUCGAUGUUCAUGAACCAUCAGUUACCGCGAUUUCGGAGGCCUUGGGACGACUAGGACCUCUUGAGCGGAUGGCUUCCGGUGUAAUCCUGCUGCUUUCACCACUAGGCGGUAGUGCGCCGACCGCAGAGACUCUCUAUAGUCCCACAACUGAAAGCGAGGUCCCUCUGUUUGACCUGCCAGCAUUGCUCACUCCUUCCGAUCUGGCGAAGCUGCGCGCGACUGAGCCCGGAUACUUUCAUGGGGAUGCAGUUUUCUUUAGGCCGGAUAACCGUGUAGACGUCGAGGCCGUCUUAGCACUUUGGAACCUCCAGCGAUAUGCGGCAGGCGUCAAUUCUUGA